Messenger RNA from Hypoxylon fragiforme, 1080 nucleotides. RefSeq lists its product as uncharacterized. The transcript has 3 exons. Lineage: Eukaryota; Fungi; Ascomycota; Sordariomycetes; Xylariales; Hypoxylaceae. The coding region runs from base 283 to 978 and encodes 231 amino acids. The record is from RefSeq and is a predicted model, not a curated record.
CGUAUCGUACACACAUCGACACCAAAGUUAAGGCUGAGCGAGUUUGUGCCCACGAACGGUAAAUACUAGCAGUGGCAUAGAAGUGAGCGGCAUAUAUCGACAGAACAAUUUGGACGAUUACUAUCACAAGUUUUAUCUUGUCUUGCGUAUACUUGCAUGCAGCCGGGGCUGCUAAAAGGCUCUGGACCUGUAAUCUGAAGUAUUAGUCGCUGUGCGACAAGAGAAUUCUGCAUACAAUCCUCUACAAAGUGGCUUAUAUCGAGCAAACCCGACAACAUCACGAUGUUAUCCUCAAUAUUACUAGCCGUCAUCACUUCGACACUAGCAGCAGCCCAUACAAUCAUCACAUAUCCAGGAUGGCGAGGAGACAAUCUCAUCACAAACAGCACAUGGCCGUACGGCAUGCAAUGGACUUAUCCAUGCGGCGGCAUACAAUUAACAACAAACAGGUCGUACUGGCCGACCACUGGUGGCGCUGUCGCAUUCCAGCCAGGUUGGUUCCAGGGACACCAAACGGCGUUCCUCUACAUUAAUCUUGGCUUCGGUACCACAGGGCCGGACGGAGGCCCUGAAAACAUGUCCUUCCCCAUGAUUGCGCCGUUCCAGAUCCUCGGCCCCUCGAAGGGACCGUACCCAGGGACGAUGUGCCUGCCACAGGUGCCCCUGCCGUCAAACAUGAGCUUCAACGCCGGCGAUAACGCGACGAUACAAGUCGUUGAGAUCGCACAACAUGGCGCAGCCUUAUUCUCGUGCGCCGACAUAACCUUCGCUGAGCCCGGCGACGAGAGAAUCGCCAAAGUCAACGAGUCCAACUGCUUCAACAGCACCGACAUCGGAUUCGCCGAGAUCUACACCGUCACCACCAAGGAAAUCGGCGACGCCGCCAACAUACCCACCAGCGCCGCCACCUUAUGGUCUGCCUGGAGCUGGCUCGGCUAUCUGCCCGUCAUCGCCUGCUCGUUGUGGUUCUCGAUAUGAGCUCACUCGAUUUGAUGGAUUUUCCCGUCUCUCCUACUCACCUACUCACGACGACGACGAUGAUAGGGAUGGACGAAGACUCGAAGACUAGGAACGAAGCGA